CUGGACCUGUCGUGCAUUACUUGAACCAAACAUGUCACCGAGGAGUGUGCGCCUUUAGGUUAAAAAGAGUGACUCUCGGCGGCAGGUUAGUUUAUCUCAGGAGAUGAUUAGAGCUUCGACUCCCGCUGUUUAACUAAAGAUCAGAAUCUCCCGCGGUCUGCUGUGAUUACCUCACAUCUCACGAGACCGCCGCUUUUGUUGUUGAUCUCCAGGAAACGCAAAAGCUCGGGUUACACCUUUUCCGUUUUUGUGGGGAAGACGGAAAAACUUCAUUUAGCGCUUUUAGAAUUCUGCAGGAGUAAUUCUAUUUUUCACUCGCGUUGUUUCCACUCACCGGAAAUAUCGACCUCUGGAGUUUCUAAUCCACUUGUGGAUCCGCACCGAGGCCCCGUAUGCGGCGCAUCAUGUCCGGGUGCAUGUGAAAAAAAAGUAUCGCAUUUGUUUACAUUUCAACUCGAUUUGAUUUGGAGGUACGAAUUUAGCGUAAACAUGCCCGGUGCGCGCGAGAUCGGGCUGGUGGGCGCCGCGCUCGCGCUCACGGGAGGCGUCGCGUGCGCUGUGUGUUAUCUGAGGAAAACACGAGAACCCGAGAAAACAGAGAAAGAAGAGCUGAACGAGGACGGGAGCAGAGGAGAGCACGUGCAUGAAGCCACCAAGACCGACACUGCACUAAAAGCGCCCGUAAUAACAGAGCCCAGGACAGCAGGUACUCAGGUGCUGGUAUUGGGUCUGGACGGGGCAGGAAAGACCAGCUUACUGCACUGUUUUGCCACGGGCAGCCUGGAACAAGACGUGUGUCCCACUCAGGGCUUCAACGCCAUCUCCAUCAACAAGGAAGAGCUUCAGAUCGAGUUCUUAGAGAUUGGAGGUACAGAGAAGCUGCGUGAUUACUGGCAGAUGUAUUUGUGUAAAGCGCGUGUGUUGGUGUUCGUGGUGGACUCGUCUGACCCCGAGCGAUUCCCUCUGGCUAAACGUCUCCUGCACCAGCUCCUGUCGGCCGACCCCUGCCUGCCUCUAGUGCUGCUCGCCAACAAGCAGGACGUCCCCGGGGCCCGUGGGAUCACUGAUCUUUAUGAGGCACUGGAUUUGGGUAAUGUUGGCGACGGGCACCGGCUCAGUGUGAUUGGUACUCAGGUGAAGAAGGGAAAGUCUGAGGCCAACACCGGUGUGCAAGAUGCUCGUGACCUCAUCAUAGAGAUGAUGUCAGAUGAUUGACCACCGACUAUGUAUCUUAAAAUAGUUUCCUUUGGUCCCAAUAAUGUAGGGCUUUACGGUCACCAAAGACUCUUCAAACCAAAUGACAACAAAACAGUUUUUGUAGUAGAAGAGAGACUAGUUGAAAUAAUUUUAAUCACACUAAAACAUUAUGAUAGCUAUAAUUGAGAAUGAAAACUGAGCAUUUUGAAAAAGAUGCCAAAGAUAAUCAUGUCUUUCAGUGUAUUGCUGCUGCUGUUGUAAUUGUGGAUUAUGGGAUGUUUGAUUAUGAGUUAACUGAUACAGACUCUUGUAUGAAGCCUGUGUGUUUGUGCUGUUUUUGCUAGAUGAUAAAAUGCUUUAAUUGGAUUAUAAUGUAACUUGCUGACUUGUCAGUAAGAAUAGUCUAUAAUCCAAAUGUCUGUAUAUUAUUUUUGUAACUUGACCUUUCUGUCUUUAAAUGGCUUUUUAUUGCCAGAAAUCAAGUGAAGAUUUGGUUGGUGAUUGUCUUUUGA
Messenger RNA from Sinocyclocheilus rhinocerous, 1709 nucleotides. Its product is annotated as ADP-ribosylation factor-like protein 9. Gene Ontology annotation, molecular function: GTP binding; GTPase activity. The record is from RefSeq and is a predicted model, not a curated record. The transcript is spliced from 4 exons. The coding region runs from base 490 to 1215 and encodes 241 amino acids. NCBI's taxonomy places the organism in Eukaryota, Metazoa, Chordata, Actinopteri, Cypriniformes, Cyprinidae.